This is a messenger RNA of Fusarium verticillioides 7600, 975 nucleotides long. RefSeq lists its product as hypothetical. Bases 1 to 975 code for a protein of 324 amino acids. NCBI's taxonomy places the organism in Eukaryota, Fungi, Ascomycota, Sordariomycetes, Hypocreales, Nectriaceae. The record is from RefSeq and is a predicted model, not a curated record. Gene Ontology annotation, molecular function: phosphoric diester hydrolase activity. The transcript has a single exon. Gene Ontology annotation, biological process: lipid metabolic process.
AUGCGAAGCCUACGUUAUCUCCCAUCAAGCUUGUCUGUCGUUGCUGUCACAAGAACUUUGGCGAGCCCUCUUGUCAUUCCUGGGCAUGAAGGCAGUCUCACUGUAGGACACGCUGCCACUGACAACUUCGAAAACAUCCUGCCGGAACUGGGUACCAGAGCCGUCAAGAAGCCGUUCUAUGCCAUCGCUCAUCGAUGUAACAACAUGGGCGCUGUUCAACGCGCUGUAAAAGACGGUGCCAAUGCCAUAGAGAUGGAUUUAUUCUCAGAAGGCAAAGAUGGUUGGUGGGCCUCGCACGAUGGACCAAGCAAGAAUGGUAAUAGCGCGAAAGAAAUGUUCGAUAACAUCGCUGCCCAUCGCAAGGCUGGCAAGUCCAUUACUUUUGUCUGGCUUGACUUGAAGAACCCCGAUGCCUGCGAUCCUGGAAAACCGGCAGAAUGGGGUUGUUCAAUCGCGGCGCUUAGGGACCUGGCUAGACAGAUCCUAGAGCCUCAAGGUGUUCGCGUCCUGUAUGGGUUUUCAGGAAACGAGAAUGGCCACGCAUACCAGCUUCUACAAUCCGGCCUCACUGCUAACGAGGCUCUGAAUGUAGAUGGUAGAUCAUCUCCACUGCAGCAGUUUUUCAACAACAAGGGACCUUCCAGUAUCCAGAAGCGUGUAGCUUCAUAUGGCUGGAUGGACCUCAAAGAAGGAUUUGGCGAUUGCACAGAGUCGGGAGAUGCACAUCUCACAUGUACUCAGCUGCGCCAGGAGGUUGCUAGCGGUAAAUUCGGAAAGGUAUUCAGUUGGACGGCGGUGGUGGAUCAAGUGCAGUUGGUUCACAAGCUCAUGGGCGUGGGUAUUGACGGUAUUAUCUAUGGAUUGGAUGUCGCUCCUUACCGCGGGAGUGCUACUCAAGCUCUUGUGCAGAUCCGAAGUUCGCUUGCGCAGAAUGGAGGAUACCGAUACGCGGGAAUUAGCGAUAAUCCAUGGUAG